GGAACAUCACCACUUCAUCGCAAACACCAAUUGAAGAGCAACGCGACGAGAGAUUGAAGAUGUCGGGCAAAUAUGCUUUCUCGCAGACGUUGAAGGAGGUGCGGUUUUUGUUUUGUCAGACGGCGGAGCAUAGUGGGCCUACAAGGUCGUUCCUUGCGCGCGCAUACCCUACGAUGAAGAAGAACAAUCCACAAACACCGAUCAUGCUCCGUGAAGCUGCUGGAACACAACCGAGGGUAUAUGCAAGAUAUGAGUUCGGACAGGAGAAGAGCGAGUCAUUAGCAGGGCUGUCAGAUAAGGAGAUUGAGGAUAAAGUUACAGGGCUCGUAAAGACGGGAAUAUGAGUUGUUGGAAAGGGCAGGGUGUUGUACAUAUUGAAAGCAUGGAGGAAAUAGAAAAUCGCCAUGGCGAAACUGGACCGGAGCUUCUAAGGUGCAGUAUUACUUUCUUGCGAUCCUCUGCAGGCUAAUAGUUG
This is a messenger RNA of Hyaloscypha bicolor E, 475 nucleotides long. RefSeq names its product NADH dehydrogenase, alpha subcomplex, subunit 2. NCBI's taxonomy places the organism in Eukaryota, Fungi, Ascomycota, Leotiomycetes, Helotiales, Hyaloscyphaceae. The record is from RefSeq and is a predicted model, not a curated record. The coding region runs from base 60 to 344 and encodes 94 amino acids. The transcript is spliced from 4 exons.